Messenger RNA from Eucalyptus grandis, 1075 nucleotides. RefSeq names its product tRNA-specific adenosine deaminase TAD3-like. Gene Ontology annotation, molecular function: catalytic activity. NCBI's taxonomy places the organism in Eukaryota, Viridiplantae, Streptophyta, Magnoliopsida, Myrtales, Myrtaceae. Bases 197 to 1075 code for a protein of 292 amino acids. The record is from RefSeq and is a predicted model, not a curated record. The transcript is spliced from 6 exons.
CGGCGUCGCGGUUUCCCGCCGCUUUUCGUGCUCCCGGCGACCGGAGAGAGCUGCGAAGAGCGAUGAGCAGCGAGGACGACGAUGCGUGGCGAAUCGUCCACGUCCCCGGCAGGCCGCCGAUUCCGCCUGAUCAGCAACUCACAGUGAACGUGGUCGCAGCUCAGAUUGAGCAGCCGAAGAUCACGAACACUAUCAUAUGAGGCGUUUGAGUCAAAUUGCGCCAUUGGAGGACCUCCACCACGUGAAGCGGGUGAAGAAGAAGUGUCUCGAAGGAGGUCUGCAAAUAUGCUGCAUCGUCAACGGAAGAGUGGGUAGAACAGUGCAAGCUAUGGCCCACCUCAUACCAUCCACCAACCUAAGCAGCGAUAUCAGUGGCAUAACUGGGUUUAGUGAUGAAGACUCACAAUCAGUUGUAAGUUUUAUGAAGUAUGCUCUGGAAUUGGCGAAAUCUCAUGGUAAUAUGGUGGUCAAUGCUGCAGCAAUUGUAGAUCCUCUAUCUAAUCAAGUGAUUGCAAGGGCAUGUGAUGAAGUCUGCUCUUGGCAAACUCCAAAAACAGAAGUUGGUGCUGAAUGUAAAAGUUCCACCAAAUCUUGUGCUGAAAUGACUGGAUGGAUAAAACAUGAAUCAUGUCUUCAAUGCUGUUCCUCAGGUGGGGCAGAGCAAGUUGAGACAUCCAUUUCUUGUCUACAUCCACGACAGUGGGUAGAUGAACAGACUGGCAGGAGCUCUUCAUUUUGGCACCUGUUGCGACACGCUGUGAUGAUGGCCAUUGAAUCAUCUGCUGCCAGGGACAGACCCUUAUUCCCUGAUGUGAGAUACAAAGAUGAAGCUACCAUAGAGGAGUAUAUUCUAUCUCCUGCAAAAUCUCAAACAAAAAGACGGAGAACUGAUGGCAAUGACGUAAGCUUUUCCUCUACAUGUGAAGGAAAUCCUGGCAAGACUUUCUAUUCUAGCAUGACAAAUCUUGUGCAGUAUGGAGAAUUUGUGUGGACGAUUGCCUUAUUUGAAUGGAUGAACCCGUUGAAAUAUCAAUGGUUCUGUUGCCAAUUAUUGGAAAAAUUGGGUUCACCUUAA